Messenger RNA from Rhopilema esculentum, 2816 nucleotides. RefSeq lists its product as uncharacterized. The record is from RefSeq and is a predicted model, not a curated record. NCBI's taxonomy places the organism in Eukaryota, Metazoa, Cnidaria, Scyphozoa, Rhizostomeae, Rhizostomatidae.
ACUUUGUGGUCCUCGGAGCCUACAAUGCAGCUUGAUGAUCAAGUUUUUAUAUCUAGCUCCUGCUUUAAGCAGCAUGAGAGGAAAAAUGGCGCAUUGGUUAGAUCACUGUUGUCUUCUCUACACAUUUUGGUCACUGUCAAUCGUUUCAUUCACACUCUGGGGAAAUUUAAUUGAAGUGUGUUUUUCGCUUGUUACAAAACAUUCCAACUAUUUCGAGGAGUAUUUGAAUACUAAAACUAAUUAACAAUAAGAGCAAAAUAUAAUGGUAUGUGGAAAUCUUUAAAUUAGUAAGAGCGCGAAAUUUUUUUUAGUUGAAAUAGAUUAAGCUACAAUUUUAAAACAGUGACGCACAUUAUGCUUCCUUGACAGCUAAUUUCGAACUUGAACUUUAUCAAUGCAGAUUGUGGUGGAAAAAGCAAGAGAUUUCAACAGAUUUGAUGCAUUUUCACAGACACAUAAACGACCACAAAUUUUCCGGCUGUUACUGUGAGCAAUAAUCUGAUGUAGUCCAAUUAACUGGCUAAAUAAUUUCUGAAUGCAAAAUUUUAUUUCUAAAUCUGAGAUGAAUAACGUCAUUGACGGCGAAAAUUUGUACUUAUCUCAGGUUUUGAAAUAGCUUCGCAAAAACGGACCUAUUUAGAAUCAUUCAAAGAGAUAACUGCUAUUUGGGCGUUUUUUUUAUUACGAAAAUAAACAAACAAACUCGGACCGGGAGGUGGUCAUUGCGGGAUUCCGUGAUCCGAUUGCGUUUUAUGGCUAUUUUGAAAAUUCACAGAAUAAGUAAUUUGUGGUUUGAAAACACAUGAAUAAAAAGCAAAGCUAGUUGUCUACUGGGCAUAAACAAACAUGCAUUAAGCGAAUCAAGAAGACGAGGAGUUUGAGGCCUUGAUUCAGUGUUUCAGAUGGACUUUAACUGAGAAGAGAUAAAUGCUAGAACAACUCUGCAACAUAAGAGAACAAAGCAUCGCGACAGAUACAAGAUACUAGCUGAUACUAGCGGUUAUUAGCAAACAUGUAAGAAUUGCGAGUUUGGAAACACCCUGAAGUAUAUUGAAAAGAUAUGGUGAAGACAUCAGUGAAGGCUUGAAUCGAUUUGUAAAGCUCGUUGCUGUAUUUAAGUUGAUUGAAUAUGAUUGGCGUUGCAGAGAAAAAGAGACUUUUGCAAGAGCAAGUUGCAUUGCGCAGGCUAUAUUACUGCCAUCCUUUGGUGUUGAACAAAAGCAUAAUUGAUCAAUAUUCUGAAAAUUUAGGACGUGAAGCCAAAAAUAAUGAAAAAGGGAGGCCGAAUAGAGGACCGUUGUUGCCAGCAAGAAAAGCGAGGCCAAACAACCAUAGUCUUAUCAGUAACUAUGCAUGGAGCUCCUACCCAGGGGCUGUGAAGGAGAGAAGAAGUUUUGGUGGAAGCACGACACGAUCACAAAGUGCAGAUGCCUCUGUUGCUGAAUUUGAAAAUUAUAAUUUAUGCAUUGGAAAACAAAUACACCCCCGAGACGGGGCACAAUCAGCACCUCCUGUGUUGUCUUCCCGAAGCUAUAAGGAGAAAAAGCUGCUGAAGAAACGAGAAACAUGUCUUAAUAAUGAGUUAAAGACUGGCAGCGCUAAAAGCGAAAAGUCUAUACAACGCUUAAACACUGAAAGAAACCAUCGUGAAUCACAUAAUGAUUUACGGGAAAAAAAUCAUGUGAAUCAGGAAACAAGUGUGCUUACCUUUAAUCGUUGGGGGUGCAGAGGCAAAAAGAAGAGAGAAACACCUGUUAAGAGCGAAGUAAAAAGCUACUGGGUUGUUGGUGGAAAUGGUGCUGGGUUGGAAAUUUCAGCAAAAAGAAUUCACAUUCAAAGAGCAUAUGACGCAAAACCUGUGAAAUUAAAGGGAAAGGAGAAAAUUGGUAUUAGAAGCUUGACACUUAAGAUGAACCAAGCAGAAGUGCCACUGCCUCCUAAUCCGUCACCCUCUUUAGAGAAGGAGUUGUGUGUAGUUAGUGCAACCGAAAAGCUUGAGAAAGAUGACACAAAUAGAUGCCAAGCUGAGACUGAAAGCAAAGAUCCGAACAAUUUAACUCUUGAAAUUGUGAUUAAUCCUCCCGAGGAUCACUGGGAAGGCAGUGAUGAUAAUCAAUCGGUUUCAGACUCUGGGUGUCUCAGCCCAUUUAUCGAAGACUUUGAAUACGAUUUUGAAUCUUCACCUAAAACCCCAGAUAGCUUUGGGUCAACACAAAAAAGCACGGAAAUUUCAAAAGACAAAAUGUUUCUUCCUGUAGCGAAUGGCUUUAGCUCAAGAAGUUCGUCUGUUCUUGAGGACAUCAUUGAAGUUGAAUAUGAAAGUGACUUGGAAGAUGAACUAACGCAAUAUAAUGUCGUUAAUACGUAGAAUAAGUAAUUUCAUACACCUAAUGUAUGCUAAUUUAGUUAAUUUGUUUGUAAAGUUAGUUGGGAAGCUUGAAUAAACAGCAUAAUCUAUGAAGUUUUGUUCAGAAUAAUAAAGAAGUAUGAAAUUAAUAAAACGCUUUUUCUUAUACCUAUACAUAACUGUUUUUAACACGACAGCAUGGACUGGUUGGUUUACAAAAUCUGGCUUUACAACAUGGCUGUGCAUUGGUUAUGACAGAACUAAUGACAGAAGUCCUUUAGCAGACUUUAAACUUCUCACUGGACUUAUCUCGACAAAAUUUUAACAGGUUUAGCUGACUUUCACUUUUAUUUCAUGUUGUUCAUUCAAGUAACAUAGUGAAAAGUCAAAUAUAUUAAAAAUAGGAGAAAUAGGAGAACAUGUGUUUUUAAUACAACACAUAUAAGAAUUCUCGGCCUAUGACUCUAUA